UUUUUCUUUAAUGGUGUAUCAGUGCCAAAAGUCUAACAUGGCAGCAAAGCGUGUAACCCUCCUCUCCCAAUUAUCUUUCACUUCCCAGAAGAAACCCAAACCUCUCUCCACACUGUCCACACUGUCUUCUUCCCAAGCAGCCAACACCAACGAGAAACAUGAAACCUUUGUUCUUCAUCACCAUGAAUGCCACCACCAUAUUCAAGAGCUUACAACUUUACUCCAACAAGGCCAAACUGAAGCUGCUCAAACCCUCACAAAAUCACUUCUUUCCUCGAAAUCACCAUCUGAUCUCUUCAAUCUCUUCUCUUUCACUUCAUAUUCUUUGAAACUCAGUUUCUCAAAUAUUCUCUUUUCAUUAUUAGCUCAAUCCAAAAUGCAUAGUGAAGCCAUGGAAUUAUAUAAAGCUAUAAGGAAAGAAGGUAUGCAGCCUUCUAUAACUUCACUUAACCUGUUGCUUGAUUCUUUGGUAUCUUUGAAUAAGUUUGAUGGAACCCUUAAUUUGUUUGAAGAAAUUAUAGGGUCUGGUUUUAGACCUAAUAGAUUCAUGUAUGGUAAAGCUAUCCAAGCUGCUGUUAAAUUAGGGGACUUGAAAAGGGCUUAUGAGUUUUUGGAUGAUAUGAAACAAAAAGGGGUUAAUCCAAGUUUGUUUAUUUAUAAUGUUUUGAUUAGUGGCUUUUGUAAAGAGAGGAGAAUUAGGGAAGCUGAGAAAGGGUUUAAUGAGAUUCUUGAGAGGAAAUUAGUGCCUAGUUUGGUUACUUAUAAUACUCUUAUUGAUGGGUAUUGUAAAGUUGGGGAUCUAGAGAAGGCUUUUGGUUUAAAAGAGAGGAUGGUGAAGGAGAAUGUGGAGCCUAACAUUGUUACUUUCAAUACAUUGAUUAGUGGUCUUUGUCAUGCUCAAAGAAUGGAAGAGGCAAAAGGGGUUUUAAAGGAAAUGGAAGCUCGUGGAUUUGUUGGUGAUGGGUAUACUUUUAGUAUUCUUUUUGAUGGGUUUUUGAAGAGUGGGAAUGGUGAAAGUGCAAUGGCUUUGUAUGAAGAAAUGAAGGGGAAAGGAUUUGGGAUCAAUAGGUAUGCAUUGAGUAAUUGGUUGAAUCAUUUGUGUAAGGAAGGGGAUUUUGAAAAAGCAGAAGAGGUUUUACAAAACGAGAUCGAGAAAGGGUUUGUGCCGAAUGAGGUAGUGUUUAAUACCAUUGUGAAGGGAUAUUGUCAAAUUGGGGAUAUGAAUCGAGCUAUUUCAACGGUUGAGCAUAUGGAGAAAUUGGGGUUGAGGCCGGAUUAUGUUACAUUCAAUACUUUGAUUGGCAAGUUUUUUGAAAUGAAAGAGGUGGAGAAUGCUGAAGAAUGGGUGAAAAAGAUGAGAGAGAAGGGUGUUUCGCCUAAAGUCGAGACGUACAAUGUUCUUAUUAAUGGUUACGGGAAAAUGAAUGUACUCGAUAGGUGUUUUGCGGUUUUAGAAGAAAUGGAAAGGGAUGGGAUUAAACCGAAUGUUGUAACGUAUGGUUCACUUGUAAAUUGUUUAUGCAAGAAUGGAAUGCUUCUCGAAGCUGAGAUAACUUUCAAGGAUAUGAUAAGUAGAGGGGUGUUGCCUAACGUGCUGGUAUAUAACACGCUUAUUGCUGGAAAUUGUGCAGCCGGAAACUUGACUGAUGCUUUCAAGUACUUUGAUGAAAUGGUGAAGGGUGAAACAAGACCGACAAUCGUAACAUACAACACACUUAUUAGUGGACUAUGCAAGAAGGGAAGGAUAACUGAAGCCGAAGCUUUGCUUCCCAAAAUCACAAGUAAUGGGUGUAGUCCCGAUGUCAUCACCUACAACACCCUAUUAUCAGGGUAUUCUAAUGAAGGAAAUGCCGAGAAAUGUCUGGAUUUGUAUGAAAACAUGAAGAGUUUGGGCAUUAAGCCGACUUUGAAUACCUAUCAUCCUCUCAUUAGUGGUUGCAGCAAGAAAGGAAUUGAACUUGCUGAGAGACUGUUUCGCGAAAUGGAAGAGAUGCAUUUGACUCCCGAUCUACUCACAUAUAACGUGCUGAUUCACUUGUAUGCAGAGCACGGAGAUGUUCAAAAUGCAGUUUCUUUGCAUCGAGAGAUGAUAGACCGUGGAAUUUGCCCUGACAAAAUGACCUACAAUAGCUUGAUUUUGGGACAGUUUAAAAACGGAAAGUUGUUAGAAAUAAAGGAUGUUGUUGAUGAUAUGAAGGCCAAGGGAUUGGUUCCUAAAGCUGAUACAUAUACCCUUCUGAUUAAGGGAUAUUGUGAACACAAGGAUUUCAUCGGUGCAUACGUUUGGUAUCGGGAAAUGUUUGAAAACCAUUUCCUUCCACGUUUCACGACUUGUAAGGAACUCGUGAUUGGCCUUAAAGAGCAAGGAAAGUCGCAAGAGGCGCAGAUUAUCUGCUUGGAGAUGAAGGCUAAAGGAAUGGACAACUGGAACUCCGAUGAGGAUGUCUCGGAACUUGCUGUGUAAGUAACCGGGAAAAGGAAGGUUCAUUUCUAUUGAAGGAACACUGCAGAAGCUUAUUCAACCCUGACAAUUUGAUAUUCAAAGAAAGAUGUAGUUGUUUCAUAUAUAUAUGUAUAGUUAAACUUUCUUCUAA
Molecule: messenger RNA, 2594 nt
Organism: Gossypium raimondii (Peruvian cotton)
Lineage: Eukaryota; Viridiplantae; Streptophyta; Magnoliopsida; Malvales; Malvaceae
Product: pentatricopeptide repeat-containing protein At5g12100, mitochondrial
Exons: 1
Coding region: 11-2464 (817 amino acids)
Molecular function (GO): protein binding
Source: RefSeq, a predicted model, not a curated record